Molecule: messenger RNA, 3994 nt
Organism: Chinchilla lanigera (long-tailed chinchilla)
Lineage: Eukaryota; Metazoa; Chordata; Mammalia; Rodentia; Chinchillidae
Gene: Extl1
Product: exostosin-like glycosyltransferase 1
Exons: 12
Coding region: 829-2979 (716 amino acids)
Cellular component (GO): membrane
Molecular function (GO): glycosyltransferase activity
Source: RefSeq, a predicted model, not a curated record
GCCUGGAGAGGAGAGGGAGAGGAGCUGGCAGGGCUUGAGGGGCACGGGGCAGGGCAGGGUUCAGCAGACCUGGCCUCCGUUCCGUGAGAGCUCCAAGCUCGAGGGUCCAGGGUGGCUUUCAGGCUGGGGAGCGGCAGGGCUGCCCGCUGGGGCAGCAGCGGAGUGUAAAAGGACUCUUGGUCCCCCUGGCAAAGGGCUCUGACUUCAGCCGACUCUGAUGGCCCGCAUGGGCACGGAGUUUAAUUUUAGCUCCAGCCUCAGGAGUACCUGGCCGUGGGUACGGGGUGGGUAGCCAGAGCCGCGCAGGGACUAUUUAGGCAGCGAGGAGCGGGGGAGACCAGCGCUACUUGCUUCCAGCCCUUUGCCCGGCAAAUGUGCUUCCUGCGGGAGCCCUGACCAGCCCUCCAUGGCCUGGCAGACAGCCCUCCUGUCAGUCAAGGGCAGGGUCAGAGGGUGCAGCCACGAGGGCAGAGGGACAUUGCCUUGCAUUUUGGACAAGGAUUGCAUCAGUCUGAGCAGUGCGCAGGGGCAAGUGCCCCUACUAGUAGGGCAAAGCCUGGCUGGGUUUGGAGGCCAAGGAGACAGAGUCCUGAGCACAAGAAAGCAAGUCCAGAGAGCUGGGUCCUCCCCGCCCCCUCACGCAUGGCCAGUGACUUCCUUUAUGGCCCUAGGCUUGUCCUCAUGGGUCUCAGUCUUCCCAUCUGUACAAUGACAGUGCUGGACUAGAGGGCUGAUCACAGCCCCGGUCUCUGCCCUCAGGUCCUGCUCAUUCUGCCUGUGUGCCUGCAGAGGUACCUGGCUUCCCCUAGCCUUGGUUGUGGGUGGCCAAUGCAGUUCUGGAGAAGAAAGUCUCUCUGGCUGGCACUGUCAGCCUCCUGGCUCCUCCUCACCUUCCUGGGGGUCUUGCCCCUUCUCCGCCUAGCAGUGUCCCCCAGACCUCAGCCCAUCGCCCCUCAAGGCUGGCCCUGCUGGCUGGAUGCAGCUCUCCUGAGGAGUUUCUCCCAGCCUGAGGAGCCCCCAGAAGAUGCACCUCAACUUCCUCAAGCCCCCCGUGGUGCCAGCUGCAGCUGGGGAAUCUGCUUUGACCCCUCCAGGUGCAGGGGUGAUGGCCUCAAGGUAUUCGCACCCGCAGCAGCUGGACCAGCCUCUGAGAUGCACCGCAGGAUCCUGGCUUCCCUGGAAAGCUCCCGCUACCACACGCGCAACCUCACGGAGGCCUGCCUCCUUCUCCUCCUCAGCGCGGACACCCCGUCUGGACGGUGUGGCCCGGCUCCUCACCACUGGGAUGGAGGCAGGAACCACCUGGUCGUCCGUCUCCACCCAGACCCCUGCCCCUGGGCCUCCCAGCUGGGACAGGCAAUGGUGGCAGAGGCCAGCCCCAGGGUGGACACCUUCCGGCCUGGCUUCGAUGUGGCUCUCCCGCUUCUCCCUGAAGCCCACCCAUUGCGUGGUGGGGCUCCUGGCCAGCUGCGGCAGCACAGCCCCCACCCUAGGGCAACCCUGCUAGCCCUGGCAGAGGAGGGGGGCAGGUGGCGCACAGCAGAUACCCACUCUUCCACCUGCCCCUGGGAUGGGCGCUGUGAGCAAGACCUUGGAUCUAAGCAGACCAGCCCUGAGGAAAAGCUGCCCAACGCCACCUUCUGCCUCAUCCCUGGCCGCCAUGCUGAAGCCUCUCGCUUCCUCCAAGCCCUGCAGGCUGGCUGCAUCCCUGUGCUCCUCAGCCCCCGCUGGGAGCUGCCCUUCUCUGAGGUCAUCGACUGGACCAAGGCGGCCAUUGUAGCUGAUGAGCGGCUCCCACUUCAGGUCCUGGCCGCCCUCCAGGAGAUGGCUCCCGCACGGGUCCUCGCCCUGCGCCAGCAGACCCAGUUCCUGUGGGACGCCUACUUCUCCUCAGUAGAGAAAGUCGUCCACACCACCCUGGAGAUUCUUCAGGACCGGAUCUUAGGCGUAUCUGCCCGCCCCUCACUGCAGUGGAACAGCCCUCCAGGAGCCCUCCUGGCCCUGUCCACUUUUUCCAGGCGGCCCCAGGACUUCCCCUUCUACCACCUGCAGCAGGGCUCCCGCCCUGAGGGCAGAUUCAGCGCCCUGAUCUGGGUGGGGGCCCCCGGCCAGCCCCCCCUGAAGCUCAUCCAGGCGGUGGCAGGCUCCCAGCACUGUGCUCAGCAGUUAUUUUCUGGCUCAGACCCCGGGCAUGCAAAGAAAAAGCAAGACGAGAUUCUGCCCCAGGAUUCAGAUUCUGUUGGCGUGUCCUGGCACCCAGGCUGUCAAAUCACGUUUCAGGGAAGCCAGAUCCUGGUUCUCUGGAGCGGUGAGAAGCCACUCCCUUUCAGGUGGCCGGACACGAGGGUGCCCUUGACAGUCGUGGACGGGCACAGGAAGGUCAGUGACCGCUUCUUUCCGUACAGCGCCAUCAGCACCGACGCUAUCCUCAGCCUCGAUGCCCACAGCAGUCUUUCUACCAGUGAGGUGGACUUUGCCUUCGUGGUGUGGCAGAGCUUCCCAGAGCGGAUGGUGGGCUUUCUCACAUGGAGCCACUUCUGGGAUGCGGCCCAGGGUGGCUGGGGCUACACUGCUGAGACGGCCAAUGAAUUCUCCAUGGUUCUCACCGCGGCUGCCUUCUACCACAGGUAUUACCACACUCUCUUCACCUACUCCCUGCCCAAGGCCAUGAGGACCCUGGCAGACGAGGCACCCGCCUGCGUAGACGUCCUGAUGAACUUCCUAGUAGCAGCAGUCACCAAGCUGCCCCCUAUCAAAGUGCCCUAUGGCAAGCAGCACCAAGAGGCCGCUCCACUGGCUCCUAGGGUUCCGGGAUCCGGGCCCCAGCCUCAGCCGCCACACCAAGACUGCAUCAACCAGAUGGCGGCGGAGUUCGGGCACAUGCCUCUGGUCUCUUCUCGCCUGCGUCUGGACCCCGUGCUAUUCAAGGACCCAGUGUCUGUGCAGCGCAAGAAGUAUCGCAGCCUGGAGAAGCCCUAGGAGAGACCCGGGGGGUCCUAGCCCGGCUCCCGGGGCUCCCACACCCCACGCCACACCCCGCGGCCGGGCGGCGCUGGGCAGCGCCUGGAUGCGCCGCGCCCUCGCCUCUGCUGCUGCGCCUCGGCUCGGGCGGACCCGCUCGCCUCGAAUGCUUUCCCCUGCUACUCCGCCCAGCUGCCUUUACUGUCUUUCAGAUCCUUGCCUGACAUUUAUGUUCGAUCUCACAGGGUUCGGGCCGUUGAUGCUGUGGCGGUUUCGGAACCGUUCACACCGGCUGGCAACGCGAACACCGGCCGGCCCCAGGACCGGCCUGGGAGUCCGGAGGGCGGGUCGCGUCCUCUUUUCUCUGGUCUGGCAGGAGCGCCGCAAACAUUUGAUGGGUGGAAGAGACAUUAACUGCCUGUUAGCGUGGACGCUGUGUGCGGAGAGACAAAACCUCCCACCCCGGGGCUCCUAGUCGGCGAGGAAGGCAGCCAUCUACAGAAGCCUGGGUUGUCAGGCUUAAUCCCCGCGCCCCAGGGAAGGAGCAAAGAGGUGCAGGAAAGCCAGGAGUCGGAGGAGGAAAAGCGAUGGGACCGCAGGUGACGCAUCCCUGCCGCGCAGGACCCUGGGCUCUGGCACCACCAGCCUCCCCGCAUUACCGACUUGUGCCACUAGAGGUCAGCGCCGCACCGCGCUCCCUCGGCCGAAGGGCCUGGCGCUGUAACCUUCCCCUGGCGGGGGGGCGGGGUGAGAGGGCGAGCCCCGGGCGUGGAGGGUCGGCCGUGUGCACCGCCCGGGGUCUGGGGUCUGCAAACACUGGAGAAAUCGGAAAGAACAUCCACACCCCUUUGGUUUACACACUCGGAGCCCCGCAAGAAAGGACUAUUUCUGGUGGACAGGGCAGGAGGGGGGCCGUCCCCAGCGCCCCGUAGGUGAGGGUGGAGUGGGGGAGGGCGCUGGUUCUCUCCCGGCUUCGUCCACCUGGAACUGGAAUUAUCACUUCCGAAAUAAAACGCGCGUCCUUGCCCCUUCA